AUUUCCAAAAACGUCUACGCGCUUUUCUUUCCUCUCUCGCUCUACGCUUCUCACCCUUCGGAAGCGUAGUUUUCUCUCAGAAGGGUUGUACGGCUUCAGAUCCCAUUUCUUAGUUUCAGAGCUUCGCUUUCGUUAAUCUUUUCCAAUUCACUCAGGGAUUGUGUUGUUUGUUUCGUUGCCAUGGCUGCUGUUGCUGCUUCUUCGGGCCCGAGAUAUGCCCCGGAAGAUCCAAGUCUACCCAAGCCUUGGAAAGGACUUGUUGAUGGUAAAACUGGAUAUCUUUAUUUUUGGAACCCGGAGACGAAUGUGACCCAAUAUGAGAGGCCAAUAGGUUCCGGUCCUCCGCAGAAGUCAACUUCAAUGCCUAUAAGUUCUUCAGUGCACGUUCAACAAUCUUCUCAGGGACCACGUCUGGGUGUUGGUUCUAAUGAGAACAAGGAUAACUAUGACAGGGGAAACAAUGAAGGGUCUAGAUUUGAUGUUAGGGGUCAGCAGCCACAUGGCGGAAGUGCUUCAUCUCAAAUUGCUGCUAGAGGUGGAGCUGUAUCUUCUGCCACCACUCCGAAUGGGACACUCAGUACUGGACCUGGAGGACCUGCUAGAGGACAGGGAACAUCAGAUGGGGGAAGUGGUUUGUCUCCCGAGGCUUAUCGUCACCGGCAUGAAAUAUCUGUUUCUGGAGAUAAUGUGCCAGCACCUUUUACAUCAUUUGAAGCUGCUGGUUUUCCAUCUGAGAUGCUUAGAGAGGUACAAAAUGCAGGGUUUUCUGCCCCAACUCCAAUUCAGGCUCAAUCAUGGCCUGUUGCUCUUCAAAACCGAGAUAUUGUGGCUAUUGCUAAAACUGGAUCAGGGAAAACUUUGGGUUACUUGUAUCCUGGGUUUAUGCAUCUUAAGCGCUGUCACAAUGAUUCUCGAUUAGGUCCUACUGUAUUGAUAUUGUCACCAACUAGGGAGUUGGCUACACAGAUACAAGAUGAAGCUGUGAAGUUUUCAAAGUCAUCAAGAAUAGCAUGUGUGUGCUUGUAUGGAGGAGCCCCAAAAGGUCCCCAAUUGAGAGAUAUAGAUCGAGGAGCAGACAUUGUUGUAGCCACUCCUGGCCGUUUGAAUGAUAUUCUUGAGAUGAGAAGGAUCAGUCUCCAUCAAGUAUCUUACCUUGUGCUUGAUGAGGCUGAUCGCAUGCUUGACAUGGGUUUUGAACCUCAAAUAAGGAAGAUUGUGAAGGAGGUGCCUACUCGCCGCCAGACUUUAAUGUACACUGCAACAUGGCCGAAAGAGGUUCGGAAGAUUGCAGCAGAUCUACUUGUUAAUCCUGUACAAGUCAACAUUGGCAAUGUUGAUGAGCUUGUUGCAAACAAGGCAAUCACACAGCAUAUUGAAUUACUGGCACCCCUAGAGAAGCACAGACGAUUGGAGCAGAUAUUGCGGUCUCAAGAUCCAGGAUCAAAGAUCAUUAUUUUUUGUUCAACCAAAAAGAUGUGCGAUCAACUUUCUCGCAACCUUACACGCCAGUUUGGAGCUGCUGCCAUUCAUGGAGACAAAUCUCAGAGUGAGAGGGAUUUUGUCUUGAAUCAAUUUCGAAGUGGUAGGACUCCAGUGCUUGUAGCUACUGAUGUUGCAGCUAGAGGAUUAGACAUUAAGGACAUCAGGGUGGUUAUUAAUUAUGACUUCCCAACAGGAGUAGAGGAUUAUGUUCAUAGGAUUGGUAGGACUGGAAGGGCAGGGGCUAGUGGUGUGGCCUAUACAUUUUUUGGGGACCAAGAUGCUAAGUAUGCUUCAGAUCUCAUCAAAGUGUUGGAAGGGGCCAACCAGAGAGUCCCUCCAGAAAUCCGUGACUUGGCCUCACGAGGUGGUGGGAUGAACAGGUUUAGACGGUGGGGUUCUGGUGGUCGGGAUGGCGGGCGUGGGGGACGCAGUGAUUCCAGCUAUGGUGGAAGAGACGGAGGAAGGGGUGGAUUUGGAUUUUCUUCUAACAGUAGUGGAGGACGUGGGUUUGACACUGGAUCUCGUGACAGGGUUGAUCGUGGUUACCAGAAUGGGUAUGAUCGGGCCCGUAGUCGCAGUCGAAGCCCAGUAGGUUGGAGUGGUCGCAAUCGUGAACGCAGUCGUAGCCCUGACCGGGCUUCACGACCAGCACGAAGUUUCCAUGAAACAAUGAUGCAAAAAACUCAGCUGUCUUCACCUUCUUUAAAACAGGGUUUUGAAAAGGAAACUUUUGGAGGACCUCCUGGAGUGGGACAUGUUAACGGAGGAGGAGCUCAUUCUUCUAACUACGGGGAAGAAGCUGAGGAAGGCAUGAUACCCCAAGACGAGUGAAAACUGAUAAGGGGGGUAACUUUCAUUGCGCCGCCUUUUUAGUUUGCUUCUUUUUGUAAUGUUGUAAGUGGAAGUAGGGAUGGAUAAUGCCUGUUCAAGGGUAAACAUUGGUUUGUUUUUUGACCCCGGCGGUGGUGGAAGAUGAAAUUUUUUGUUACUAGAUUUGGGGGACUAUUUAGCCUAUAGGUUUCCUAGAAACCAAACCCCCACUCCCUAACUUUCUCAAACUCUCUCCCUAGAAAAAGGAUACGGCAAAGGAAGCAAACAUAGUUAGCUUAAUCACGUGGAUGUAUUUAAUCCCUGUGUACGUAGUUCUCCUCUGUGACUUGCAGACUUUGGAUACGAAAUUUAUAUAUUUUUUUUGAAAA
Humulus lupulus (European hop) is the source of this 2681-nucleotide messenger RNA. RefSeq names its product DEAD-box ATP-dependent RNA helicase 14. Gene Ontology annotation, cellular component: ribonucleoprotein complex; nucleus; cytoplasm. Gene Ontology annotation, molecular function: RNA helicase activity; RNA binding; protein binding. Lineage: Eukaryota; Viridiplantae; Streptophyta; Magnoliopsida; Rosales; Cannabaceae. The coding region runs from base 181 to 2313 and encodes 710 amino acids. The record is from RefSeq and is a predicted model, not a curated record. The transcript is spliced from 9 exons.